UUAUCUGGUAAGGUCUUUAUCGUCAGGAUGCAAGAAUGCUCCCUCUUCCUCUGUGAAGUGCCAAGUCACCAGCAGAGCUGCAAGCCUUUCCAGUCAGUCCUGGGUGCAGAACGGCUUCAGACAUGCUAAGAAGCGCCCUGCUGUCCGCGGUGCUCGCACUCGUGCAUGCCCAACCCUUCUCCUGCCCUAAAACCUGCAAGUGUGUGGUCCGCGAUGCCACACAGUGCUCGGGUGGCAGCGUGGCUCACAUCGCUGAGCUAGGUCUGCCCACAAACCUCACACACAUUCUGCUCUUCCGAAUGGACCAGGGCAUAUUGAGGAGACACAGCUUCAGCGGCAUGACUGUCCUUCAGCGCCUGAUGCUCUCAGAUAGCCACAUUUCCGCCAUCGACCCCGGCACCUUCAAUGACCUGGUAAAACUGAAAACCCUCAGGUUGACGCGCAACAAAAUCUCUCAUCUUCCACGUGCGAUCCUGGAUAAGAUGGUGCUCUUGGAACAGCUGUUCUUGGACCACAACGCACUAAGGGACCUUGACCAAAACCUGUUUCAGAAACUGCUUAACCUGCAGGAGCUCUGUUUGAACCAGAAUCAACUCUCUUUUCUUCCUGCUAACCUUUUCUCGAGCCUGGGAAAGCUGAAGGUGUUGGAUUUAUCGCGAAACAACCUGACCCACCUGCCCAAGGGAUUGCUUGGAGCUCAAGUUAAGCUUGAGAAACUGCUGCUCUAUUCAAACCAGCUCACGUCUGUGGAUUCGGGGCUGCUGAGCAACCUGGGCGCCCUGACAGAGCUGCGGCUGGAGCGGAAUCACCUCCGCUCCAUCGCACCGGGUGCCUUCGACCGCCUGGGAAACCUGAACUCCUUGACUCUGUCCCGAAACCUCCUGGGGUCUCUGCCGCCCGCGCUCUUCCUUCACGCGAGCAGCGUGACUCGGCUGACUCUGUUCGAGAACCCUCUGGAGGAGCUCCCGGAGGUGCUGUUCGGGGAGAUGACCGGCCUGCGGGAGCUGUGGCUGAACGGCACCCACCUGAGCACGCUGCCCGCCGCCGCCUUCCGCAACCUGAGCGGCCUGCAGACGCUGGGGCUGACGCGGAACCCGCUCCUGAGAGCGCUCCCGCGCGGCGCGUUCCACGGCCUGGAGGAGCUGCGCGUGCUCGCGCUGCACACCAACGCCCUGGCGGAGCUGCCGGACGACGCGCUGCGCGGCCUCGGGCGCCUGCGCCUCGUGUCGCUGCGCCACAACCGGCUGCGGGCCAUUCCCCGCACGCUCUUCCGCAACCUCAGCAGCCUCCAGACCGUGGAGCUAGAGCACAACCAGCUGGAGACGCUGCCGGGAGACGUGUUCGCGGCUCUGCCCCAGCUGACCCAGAUCCUGCUGGGUCACAACCCCUGGCUCUGCGACUGUGGUCUGUGGCCCUUCCUCCAGUGGCUGCGACAUCACCAGCACCUCCUGGGCCGAGACGAGCCCCCGCAGUGCCGUGGACCGGAGCCACGCGCCAACCUGGCGUUCUGGGAGCUGCUGCAGGGUGAUCCGUGGUGCCCGGAUCCUCGCGGCCCGCCUCUCGACCCUCCAACCGAAAAUGCUCUGGAAGCCCCGGUUCCGUCCGGGCUGCCUAACGGCUGGCAGUCCCAGGCAUGGGCCCAGCUGGUGGCCAGGGGCGAAAGUUCCAAUAACAGCCUCUAUUGGGGUCUUUAUAUUCUGCUUCUAGUAACCCAGGCCAUCAUAGCCGGGUUCAUCGUGUUUGCCAUGAUUAAAAUCGGCCAGCUGUUUCGAACAUUAAUCAGAGAGCAGCUCUUGUUUGAGGCAAUGGAAAAAUCGUGUAACUAAUUAAACUGUGACCAGAGCAGCAUCUUGGAUCGGGCCCCAAGGAGAAUCCAGUCAGGAUGCUGGCCUGCCAUUCCUCCAUUUCCUAUGCCUUUUCUCCUCUCGGUGUCCCUUCUCCUCUCCUCUGUUCCUUUUGUAAAUCGCUACUUUCUAGCCUGGCCUGGGUUUCCUCCUCUGUUUUUAGUUUCUGAGGGGCGGGGGUUGGGUUACGGGACUUGGCGCGUCCGGUCCUACUGCAGUGCUGGGUGCCUAGUGGAGAGAGGAGUUCUUUCUUAGUUUCUGAAUAUGAGGACACAUCCCGCCAGGUGGGCAAAACCUCUCCUGCACCCAGCAAGGGUUAACAUUUGCUGAAGGAACGCCGGCCUAAAAAAAACGAACCCUAGAUCCCAGAGAUGAAGGCUCUUCCCAGGAAAAAGCUGGAGUUGUUCCUUGUCCCUUUCUUCCUGAAUUCGUGCCUGUUCACAACCUCCUCUGUGAUAGGCUGAGCUAGGACACAGAGAAGCUCCCAUCCCAUCCCAGUGACAGCAGCCACUUUGCAGCAUCUACUCCUGACCCAACUGAAAUGGCUGUUGUCACGGAAGUGGGGAUGAGAGCUCCUGUGUGUAGUAGCUCAGCUCAUUACAGAAGGAGCUUGCUCUGAAGCAGAGGGCCCCCCCCCCCAAAAAAAAAAACAGAUCCUGGCUGAGGGGGUUCCGGAAUUCAUCUGGAGAAGCCACAUGCUGGGAAGCUUGGGGACCUGCCUAGAGUGUCUGUCCCAUUGGCCUCCUGGGAGUUUCCAUACGUUGUUUCCCAUUUCCUAGAGGUGAAUGCCACAUCAUUUCACAAGCAUUUAUGGAGCUGUGACCAUGGGACAGGUGUUCAUGAUUGUAAUGAUAGCUUGGUUUCCAAUGGACCGCGCUUGUAUCACGUUCUCAUUUAUCCUUCCAAUAGAAAACAAUUAAACCCUUAUUGCAGUAAUUGGCUGCCUGUGCUUGUGAGAGACAGUGGUUAAACACAUGCGCUGGGAGCUGAUGACUGAGGGUUCUGUCGCGGUGUCUCCAUUUACUAACCCUUGUGGACUCUGUACACACAUCCUGUCUGUAAGCCUGGGUUUCCUUAUCCUUGAAAGGGGACAAAACAGUACCUGCCUCAGAGGCUUGUUGUGAGAAUUAAAGGCAAUAAAACAUAUAAAGGCUUUACCCUGCAUACAAAAACUGCCCAGUGGGUGAUAGUUAUCACUAAAGAGCAUGCGGUUGCAUUCCCCCUUGUAUUUUUGAGACAGUCUCUCUGUGUAUCCCAGGCUGGGUUUGAACUUGAGAUCCUCCUGUUUUACAUUCCGAGGCUCUAAGAGUACAGGCUUGGGCUAUCACAUCCAGCUGGCAUCAUUUCAAGAUAUUCUCCCCCCCCCCUUAUAUAAAAGAGCAAAGUUCCUGUAUCUGUCUACAGGAAGCCUCAGUCCUGUGUGCUCAGGUUCUGUGCUCCCCGGCCACAGGCGUGAAUCCUUCCGACACCAUCAAGCAAGAGGAGAAAGAGCUUGAUCCUGGCAUCAGUCUAUACAUGCACUUCUUCAACACCAGCUUCAAAUAUAUCCCCCUCCUUUGUAUCCCUGUUCCUCACUUUGUGCUUCCUGCACUUCCUGACUGUCAGGCACUGGACACCGCCCUCAAUCUGGUCCUGGGUAUAAUUUUAGAGUAUCUGUUUAAUUAGCCUCUGUGCUUAUAAACUCCUUGGAUAGUUUUUGUCUUGUUUAUUGCAAAAGUUUGGAGCCACCUAUAGCCCAAAAUCUGGAUUUUUAUUUAUUUAUUUAUUUUGGUGAAAUGCAGACUCAAUUUUAACCACUAUUCUCUUUCAAAGCCUGUUCCAUUCACCUGUCAGAUGAGAAUAACAGUUGUCCCUACCAAGCUUCAAGGCCCAAAUGAGGCAACCCCUGCUAGGUAGACAAUGGGCCGGUCCCUGGGGCCCAAGGACGGCUGUUUUGAUCAGCUAUUCUGGACCCCACUGUUCUAACGUUUCUCACUGCCUCUUCAUGCCUUGCUUCAUCUGGUAAAUUGACUACUUUUUCUCAAGCACUCUGGUAAGUAAAGAGUCUGAACCUAGAGUGAAAGAAACAAAGUGUCUACUUUCGUGGGGUUAUCCCCUGGGGUCCCACCAGCCAUGGCAUUGCUUCCAAACUUCAGGAUAUUCAGAAACUUCCAGAAAAGUGUACAGGACAGCUUCAGACACUUUGCCAGCUUCAUAAAAUAUCCACACUUUGCUCUAUUAGAUUCAAUUUUUUGAACAGUGUUAAACCAACUGAUAGUAUUGAAAAUACCUUAUCCUUUCCCUCUUUCUUGAGCAAUAAAACUACUCAGUAAACGCA
Messenger RNA from Mastomys coucha (southern multimammate mouse), 4161 nucleotides. It is a transcript of the gene Gp5, whose product is annotated as glycoprotein V platelet. Gene Ontology annotation, cellular component: extracellular matrix. Bases 123 to 1826 code for a protein of 567 amino acids. The record is from RefSeq and is a predicted model, not a curated record. Gene Ontology annotation, molecular function: protein binding. The transcript has 2 exons. Lineage: Eukaryota; Metazoa; Chordata; Mammalia; Rodentia; Muridae.